Molecule: messenger RNA, 573 nt
Organism: Leptosia nina
Lineage: Eukaryota; Metazoa; Arthropoda; Insecta; Lepidoptera; Pieridae
Source: the annotation of a GenBank genome assembly
AUGUUGGACAAGACCGUCUUGGGAGGCAGUUGGGAGAGCGUGAUUUCCCGCGACGAAUACGAGGUCGACAGUCUGAGCCCAAGGGGGUCUCCGCUGAAGGACACGACGAAUAUUCAAGAUGAUCAGCCCUAUCUGAUCAGCCGCCACAAUCCCAAUAAGACCUUCCGGCGCGAGUCUGUCAUCGCCUCGUGGAGAAGUCUUAAGAAGGAACGCGAACAGGCCUUGGGAAAGAGAAUCAUAUACGUGGACGCAGACACUUAUGAGGACUUCUACGGAAGGAAUAAAGUUAAGAGAUGCAAGAGCGAGAGGACAGCGUGUAACGCGCGAGUCCCGAAGAAGGUGAAGCGGACGUAUUCAGUUCUCUACCGGUACGAUGCUAAUGAGGAGAAGGUGGUUAAGGAGUACAAGUAUCAGUUACCGAAAGAAGACCAGUCGCCGUGCCAAUCGGCAAUGCAGAAAUGGCAUUCGGAGCCGUUCCUGAGGCCCGAAAGGACGCCGAAGAAGAAAGUCAAGAGAUCCAUCACGACUCUUUUGAACAUUAAGACGAAGUUUUUAAAUAUCUUCAAGAGUUGA